Messenger RNA from Portunus trituberculatus (swimming crab), 3618 nucleotides. RefSeq names its product minichromosome maintenance domain-containing protein 2-like. Lineage: Eukaryota; Metazoa; Arthropoda; Malacostraca; Decapoda; Portunidae. Gene Ontology annotation, molecular function: ATP binding; DNA binding; single-stranded DNA helicase activity. The record is from RefSeq and is a predicted model, not a curated record. Gene Ontology annotation, biological process: double-strand break repair via break-induced replication.
CUCUCUCAGCCAUGGAAGAAACAGAAGAGGUGCAGCUUACCCAUGCCGCCCUUCGAUGGCUGGACGAGGAUGGCGCCCUAACACGCCUUCAAGCUACCCUCCACGCACGCGCCGCCCUCACGCCCAUACCCAAGGUCAUUGCCGCCCCUGUCUAUAUUGACCUCGCUCGCCUGCACGAAAUUAGCGAAAGCCUCGCGACGCUGGUGAUGGAAAGACCUCUACGUGCACAGAAAAUCUUCCACCACGUCCUGCAUGUCGCUUCAGUGGCCAUCACCCUUCAAUUACGAGCAUCCAAGGAAGAUAUUGAUGACCACUGCGCUCCAUUCCCCGCCAUGCCGCCGCCGGACCCCGCCCACCCUGCCUCUCUCUACCGUGACCACGACUGGAAGACACGUUUUGACGGGGAGGUCACGAUAGAUAAGGAGGAUCUGGACAUCACCCUUCACUCCCUGGCCUCUAACCUACCUCUUGAUGCUUCUGUGGCCAGCGAUGACCCACACUCCGUCCUCACCGCUGCGCAGAUUUACACGCCGCUGCGGGUGGGUGGGGUGCCGUGGGUGCCGGAGUGGGUGGUGGGCAGUGUGCGGGACUUACCCCUACACCUUCAGGCACCAAGGGUGUCACUGGUGGGAGGCCGUGUCCUCGCUGUGUCCCUGCCAUCCUCCUUCACGAAAUGGGUACGGUACUUGUGCAGCAAUCCAGGGUGUGUGGGGACAGCCAGGGACCUUCAUGUGAGGGUGUUUGUCAUGGGACGGCCUGAGUCAGACACUGUUCACCAUCGCCCUCCUUGCAGGAUCUGUUUCUCACCACUGUCAGAGGACCAAGCCUCAAGGGAGCUUGGCGAGAGAAUGACAGUGAUGUUGCUUCCCAGUGCACAGAGUCACGCCCUCACACGAGACACACCCAUCUGUGCCCAAGCCCUCAGGGUGGUGCUCAGGGAUGAGAUGAUGAAGGGAGUGGAGCCUGGCCAGGUCCUUGAAGCCACAGUGAUGGUGUCUCCCCAGAAGCUGCCACAUUUUCCCUCCCUGGAGGCUAUGUAUGUGCAUCCACCCAAACCCCUGCUGCCUCCUCCCACCCUUCCCCCAGUGUUCAGGAGCUUGGUGUCGGACAGGCAGUCAUCACCAUGGUCUCUCGUCCUCACACUGGCCUACAUGUUUGCUAGCUCUGACCCAGCCGGCACCUUCCACUCCCUCAAGCUGGCACUGCUGCUGUCCCUUGCUUCCUGCUCCACUAAGAAAGCAGGGUUAGCAGUCCUUGCUGUGGGCACCAACACCACAGUACUACUUCGUCUGCUGUGGUGGUGUGCCCGCUACGCCCCACACAGCAUGGUCCACUCCUCUCUUGAUCCUGUGACAGCCUCCUGCACCAGAGAGUCUGAUGGGGCGCUGUGGGUGCAGGGCGGGUCUCUCCUGCUGGCGCGUGGAGGUGUCUGUGUCCUUGGGGAGUUUUCAAAGUUCAAGAAGGAUGUUCGGAGGAAGGUUUGCAGAGUAUUGGAGAGUGGAGUGGUGCAGGUGGAUUGCAGUGCCCGUCACCACCACCACACAGGCCCCUCCCUCACCUACCCCCUCCGUGCCACUGCCUGGGCCUGCUACGACCCCGCCAGUGCCAAAGCCUCAGCAGCAAUGGAGACUGAGGAUAAUUUUCUACAUGUACCACUGGGAGAUCUCACUAAAUCCAUUACUGAUGUGUUUGGCCUGGUGGUGUACACUGAGACGCCUGGUGGAGAGUGUGAGAAGGAGGCGGAGGAGGUGAUUGCUUUCCACACACUGCUGGCCGCCAUGUCUCCCUCCUCCUCUUCCUCUGAGGACUUGUUGCUUCCUGAGGACCAAAUGAUUCAGUAUCUGAGGAUGGUAAGGAACGUGGCAGUGGAGUUCAGCCCCACAGCAGAGAGGCUCAUCAGAGGUUACUAUGUGGCCACCAGACGGCUACGAGGAGACUGUAUGCAACAGGGGUCUCUUGUCCCUGUCACUGCCAUACACACUCUCACUCAGGUUGCCUCCAGUCAUGCCCGCCUGGCUCUGCGCACCACCGUGGAGGGCUGGGAUGCUGCCGCUGCUGUGUUGCUGUGUGAGGAAGCCUUAGCAGCACACUCUGGCUACUCACUUCUUCAAGUCACUCCGACACCACACCUCUCACCCAAUGCUGAUCUUCAUACUCUUGUGGGCAGGAAGAAUGACGAACGUAUGGCCAGAUUUCAAAAGACACUGGAGGAUUUCAUUAGCACUCACACUGGGGACAUUCCUGGAGCCCUCUAAGCCCCACCAGGGCCUCAGGGAACCCAUAGGCACUCCUUACUAAUGACGUACUGUGCUGUGACAAACUGGCUACAAAAAUGUUGAGUUUGAAUGUUCACUUGUAUUUUCAAGGAAGGUAAGUUGAAUUAAUUGGACAGUCUUUACUUUAUUUUGUGAGAAUGUGGUUUUAUAUUCUGACUUCAGCCUUCCAUGUGUAUUGUCUAUUACUGAUUGUGACAAAUUAGAUAUAAAAUAUGUUUAGUUGUAUUCUCAAGGAAUCUUAGUUGAAUUAAUUGGAUGGUCUUUACUUUAUUUUGUGUGAGAUUGUGGUUUUAUUACCUGACUUCAGCCUUCCAUGUAUGCUGUUUAUUACUGAUUGUGACAAAUUAGUUAUAAAAUACAUUUAGUUAAGUCCAUUUAAGUUCCCUAAUCAUCUUGUUAUUUAACUGUAUGAAAUUAAAUAUGUACUUGGGAAUCAGGCAACCAGUGUUUUUAUCUUUCCCUCAAGCAGCCAGGCAGUCACGUGAUAGUAGUACGAAUGUGUUAAUAAGAGCAUGAAUGAAAUGAAUGAUAGAUGAAUGUAAGAAAGGAAUCAUGGGAUGGAAGAGUGAAUGUGUUAGUAAGAGUAUGAAUGAAAUAAGUGAUGUAAAGAUGAAUGUGAGUAAGGAAUGAAAUAGAUCUGUAAAUGUGUAAGAGUACGGAUUAAAUAAAGGAUGGACAAACGUGAGUACGAAAUAAUAGAAGUGUGAAUGUGUUAGUAGGAACAUGAAAGAGAUAAGUGAUGGAUGACUGUAAGGAAUAAUGGAAAAGAAAAGUGAAAAGAAGUGUGAAUGUGUCAGUAAGAGUAUAAACGAGAUGAGAUGUAGAAUGUUAGAUAAAAAUGAGUGUAAGCAUGGAAGAAAAGUUGUACAUAUGACUAAAUGCAGAGAAAUUGUAGAUGGAAUAGAUGUUAAGAGUUAAAUAUGUGUGCUGAAGGAAUAAUAGUUGUAUGCAUGACUAAGAGUACCUGGCAAUAAAGAACUCUAGAUCUCCAUGAAAAGUGUGGCUGUAUCUAGUCCAUUAACUGUUUGGAGAUGCCUAGAAAAGGGAAUGACUGAUGUAAUAAGAAUAAAUGCAAUGUGGAGAGAUCGGAGAAUAUACAUACUCUAAUAAUACCUGAAACUUAAAUAUAAAAUGAGGAUAAUGAAAAUCUAUGCAUUACGACAAUCAUUUAUGGAGCAACAUGAUAAAGUACACAAUAAAUUAUCAGAUGGACCAAAAAAAUAUCAUUGCUUCCAUACAACAUUAAAAAAAAGAAAACUGAGGCUGGGAAUAUAUACAAAAUCAAUUUCUCUAUACAAUUUUUACCUUAGUUUUUACACAGGUUAGCACAACAUGGCCAGAA